Molecule: messenger RNA, 3037 nt
Organism: Danio aesculapii
Lineage: Eukaryota; Metazoa; Chordata; Actinopteri; Cypriniformes; Danionidae
Gene: rxfp3.3b
Product: relaxin family peptide receptor 3.3b
Exons: 1
Coding region: 154-1365 (403 amino acids)
Biological process (GO): G protein-coupled receptor signaling pathway; immune response
Cellular component (GO): membrane
Molecular function (GO): G protein-coupled receptor activity
Source: RefSeq, a predicted model, not a curated record
AGGGCGGGGCGUCAGGCGGCGCAGUUUUCAUAAAUCGCUGCUGAUCCCUCCGCAGCAGUGGAACUCGAGCUCUCCGCCUCCGCCAUGGGGUCUCAGGUCUCCCCGGUGUCCAACACACACCCGCUUUAGCGCUCCUGCCCAAUCCACAAGCUGAUGCAAGUCCUCCACAGACCCGGGCUGCCCCGGGCUCCAGACGCCGAGCUGCUACAGGACAGGAUGGGGGACUCGCAAAACCAGAGCUCCGCCAACAGCUCCGACAGCCGCUUCAGUAACCUGGAGGACAUCGACGCGGCGUCGGAGGGCACCCUGCGCGUCAUGAUCUCCAUCGUGUACUCGGUGGUGUGCGCGAUGGGGCUGGUGGGUAACCUGCUGGUCUUCUUCCUCAUCAGAGUCCGCCAGGGCAGGAAGAAGUCCACUAUUAAUUACUUCAUCAUGAACCUCGCCAUCACAGACUUCCAGUUCGUCCUGACUCUGCCGUUUUGGGCUGUGGACAUGGCGCGGGACUUCCACUGGCCGUUUGGGAAUGUGAUGUGUAAAGUGGUGGUGACGGUGACCGUGAUGAACGUGUACGCGAGCGCGUUUUUCCUCACCGCGAUGAGCGUGACGCGCUACUGGUCGGUGGCAUCGGCGCUGAAGGAUCGCACGCGGAAUAAGCGCUGCUCGGCGCGUCUGCUCAGCGCGCUCCUCUGGCUCCUGGCCGCCGCAGGAUCCGUGCCCACCGCCAUAGUGACCUCCGUGAAGACCAUCAACGGCGUCAAGCUGUGCCUGCAGCGCUUCCCCAACAACCAGAACUGGCACGCGAUCUACCACCUGCAGAAGAUCCUGGUGGGCUUCGUGAUCCCGAUGCUGAUCACGGUGGUCUGUUACGCGCUGCUGCUGCGCCUGAUCCGCCGGCGGAGCAUGAACAACAACCUGCCCAAGCGCAGAUCCAGAGUCACCAAAUCCGUCACCAUUGUGGUGCUCUCCUUCUUCAUCUGCUGGCUGCCCAACCACGCCAUCACCUUCUGGGGAGUGCUGGUUAAACUUAACGUGAUCCACUGGGAUAAGGUGUACUAUAUGCUGCACAGCUACGUGUUCCCAGUGACCGUGUGCCUGGCGCAUUCCAACAGCUGCCUGAACCCGGUGCUGUACUGCCUCAUGCGCAGGGAGUUCAGGAAGAUGCUGAAGGAUUUCUUCUGGAGGAUUUCGUCUCCCGCGAUCGCCAACAGCUGCCAGAUCCGCCCGUUCUCCGGGACCGCGAAGGAGCGCGAGGACAGCCAGGCGGCGAUCCCGCUGCACGUGCUGGAGACCGAGGAGUACCGCCUGUCAGUGGCGAACGGGCAAACUGACGCGCUGCCCUCCACAGACUGCGCCAUUCAGAGGUAGACUGCAGGACCGAGCGGACUUGUUAAAACUUUUUUCAUUGUUGUUGUUGUUGUUAUAUGGAGAGCUGCAGCCCUUCUGUCCACAUCUCUGCACCGUGAAUUAAACGCGUAGCUCUGGAUGUACUGAGUAUUGAGACGCCAUUCUGGGCUUGAGCUGCGUUGCACUUUUUAUACCGUUCCGUUUCACUCAUGUUUUGGAGGGAAUAUUGCUGCAUUAAAAAUCUAUAAAUCUAAAUCUAAUGGUGGGAUAUUUCAACCCAAAUUGGGUUAAAUAUGGACAAAUCCGACUGUUGGGUUAUAUUUGGUACCAUAAAAAGCCCAGCACUCAAUAAAUGAACAACAGGAGAGAAAAAAGGUUUGGACAGCAAGCAUCCUUCAGUGUUAAAUUAUAUUUGGUCUUAGCUAUAUGGUUCUAUUAUUAAAAAAAAAAAAAUAGUUUUGUCCAUAUAUUACAACAAACUGAGUUGAAAUGACCCAGCCUGUCUUGUUGAGAGUAUUAAGAAACAUAAAACUAUAUUAUAUACUUGAAAGAAGUCAAUAGGCAAGAUAUUAUUUGGAAUUAUAAAUACUUGGUGAAUUAUAAAAACUUUAUAUAAAUAUAUGACAUGAAUUUGAUUUUGAUAUAUUAAAAUUAUUUGUUAAAACGUCUCAGCAAUCACAUUUACUUUAAUUACAUUAAGUUUUACUUUUUUUACAUUAAUUAUUACACUUUUAAUUAGGAUUGGAAUAAUAAAUAUAAAAUAUGAAUGAACUAGAAUAAUACUAUGAAAUCUUGUAGACACACACACACACACACACAGUGAUUUCCAAGUGAAGAUUUUUUUCAACACAUUUUUACUCAUGAUUAUUAUAAUAACUAAUUUCUUUUGUCUUCGCAUUGAUGACAGCACAUAAUAUUUUGAUCAAUUAUUUUGCAAGAUAGUAAUAUUCAGCUCAAAUUGACACUUAAAGGUUUACUAUGUUAAUUAGGCAAAUCAUUGCACAACAGUUGUUUGUUGUGUAAACAAUCAGAAAAAAAUGUUUCUUAAGGGGGCUAAUACUUUUGACCACAGCAGAUUUUUAUAUUUUUUAAGAUUUUUUUUAUAUUUCAAGACUUUCUCCAUAAGAAAAAUAUAAUAGUAAAUACUGAGAAAAUGUUAUUGCUUUGUUAAACAGCACUUAAAUAAUAAAUAAAUCAUAAUAAAAUUUCACAGGAAGGCGAAUAAUUUGGCUUUCAAUUGUGUGUGUGUGUGUGUGUGUGUGUAUAUAUAUAUAUAUAUAUAAAUGCUUGGUUAUUUCAACUCAAUUUUGGGUGUAAUACAGAGUAAACCAACUGCUGUGUUAAAUUAAUCGGACCAAAUUGGAUUUAACGUUUGGCUUAUUCUAUACUUUACCUAAUUUGUGUUUAAAUAACCCAGCAUUUCUUUCACCAGUGAUUGCAUUGUAAAAGGAGCAGAUUUUUAAGCAGCAACUUAAGAUCCAGGUUUUUUUUUGCAUCUGGUUUGUGACCUCUUUCUGUUGUUUGAGCUGUCUGGAAAUUCUGAAAUAAUUAAAAUGUUCUGCUCAUCUGCAGUGUAAUAAAGCUGUGUCAGUGACCUCAGCCAUGUGGUGGAGAUGGUCCGAACGGAAAUGAAUGUAAACAGUGUUACUAUGUUGUCCAUUUGAAGGGCGUAAUAAAGUCUUGUCUUAUCAUA